Molecule: messenger RNA, 3621 nt
Organism: Hipposideros armiger (great roundleaf bat)
Lineage: Eukaryota; Metazoa; Chordata; Mammalia; Chiroptera; Hipposideridae
Gene: PIK3R2
Product: phosphoinositide-3-kinase regulatory subunit 2
Exons: 16
Coding region: 460-2646 (728 amino acids)
Biological process (GO): insulin receptor signaling pathway; phosphatidylinositol phosphate biosynthetic process
Cellular component (GO): phosphatidylinositol 3-kinase complex
Molecular function (GO): protein binding; 1-phosphatidylinositol-3-kinase regulator activity
Source: RefSeq, a predicted model, not a curated record
CGGCGGUGGUGGUGGUGGUGGCCACGACCAGGUCAGCGUCCCCUGCCGAGCAUGGUGACAGCCUGUGCCCUCGGCCCCCUCGUCUGGCGCAGCCGGAAGAGCCGCCAGUCUCGGGCGCUGAUGGCCCCCUACAUAAGGGAGUGAGUGGCCUGGCCUUACCCGGCCCUACGGAUUGAGGGGAGACACAGCAACUGAGUGACCAGAGACCACGCUGCUGACCCCCUCCCACCAGUUGACGAAUGGUGGAUGGAGCAAUGAGUGACCCUUUUCAGGGUUGUAGAAUAAUGGCAGGAAGCAAGGCGUGAGCGUUCCCUGCAACUUCCUGGUGGAAAUAGGGGUCUAAGUGCCUCAAGCCAACCCCGUGGACCCUCCCAGCCCCCAUCCCAGCUGAUGGGGCCACUGGGGCCCUGAGCAGCUGCCUGACCUUCCAUAACCACCCCCACCCCCCUCAAGCUCACCAUGGCUGGUGCUGAGGGCUUCCAGUACCGUGCACUGUACCCAUUCCGCCGGGAGCGGCCAGAAGACCUGGAGCUGCUGCCAGGUGACGUGCUGGUGGUAAGCCGGGCAGCCCUGCAGGUGCUGGGUGUGGCUGAGGGCAACGAGCGCUGCCCGCAGAACGUGGGCUGGAUGCCUGGCCUCAAUGAACGCACAAGGCAGCGUGGCGACUUUCCGGGCACCUACGUUGAGUUCCUGGGGCCUGUGGCCCUGGUCCGGCCUGGCCCUCGUCCCCGUGGCUCUCGCCCACUGCCUGCCAGGCCCCGAGAGGGGCCCCCCGAGCCAGGCCUCACACUCCCCGACCUGCCUGAUCAGUUCUCCCCGCCCGAUGUGGCUCCCCCGCUCCUGGUGAAGCUUGUAGAAGCCAUUGAGCGGACAGGGCUAGACAGCGAAUCCCUCUACAGGCCUGAGCUGCCCACCCAGCGCACAGACUGGUCCCUGAGUGAUGUGGAGCAGUGGGAUGCGGCAGCCCUGGCGGAUGGCAUCAAGGGCUUCCUACUGGCUCUUCCCGCGCCUCUCGUGACGCCGGAGGCCGCGGCCGAGGCUCGCCGGACCCUGCAGGAGGCCGUGGGGCCUGUGGGACCGGCGCUGGAGCCCCCGAUACUGCCUCUGCACCGCGCGCUCACACUGCGCUUCCUGCUGCAGCACCUGGGCCGGAUGGCCCGGCGCGCCCCAGCCCCAAACCUCGCAGUGCGAGCCCUGGGCACUGCCUUCGGGCCGCUGCUGCUGCUACGCGCUCCGCCGCCUUCGCCGCCACCGCCAGGGGGCGUACCCGACGGGACUGAGCCGUCCCCCGAUUUCCCAGCUCUGUUGGUGGAGAAGUUGCUUCAGGAGCUCCUGGAGGAACAGGAGGUCGCGCCCCCAGCUCUGCCUCCUAAACCACCCAAGGCAAAGCCGGCUCCUACAGGGCUGGCCAAUGAGGGGAGCCUGGCCUCCCUGCAGGAUGCUGAGUGGUACUGGGGUGACAUCUCCAGGGAGGAGGUGAAUGAGAAACUCCGGGACACACCUGAUGGCACCUUCCUUGUUCGAGAUGCCUCCAGCAAGAUCCAGGGGGAGUACACACUGACCCUCAGGAAAGGCGGCAACAAUAAGUUGAUCAAGGUCUUCCACCGUGAUGGGCACUAUGGCUUCUCAGAGCCACUCACUUUCUGCUCUGUCGUGGACCUCAUCACCCACUACCGCCAUGAGUCACUGGCCCAGUAUAAUGCCAAACUGGACACGCGGCUCCUGUACCCCGUGUCCAAGUACCAGCAGGACCAGGUCGUCAAGGAGGACAGUGUGGAGGCGGUGGGUGCCCAGCUCAAAGUCUACCACCAGCAAUACCAGGAGAAGAGCCGCGAAUAUGACCAACUCUACGAGGAGUACACACGUACCUCUCAGGAACUGCAGAUGAAGCGCACUGCAAUCGAGGCCUUCAAUGAAACCAUCAAGAUCUUCGAAGAACAGGGUCAGACUCAAGAGAAGUGCAGCAAGGAAUAUCUAGAGCGCUUCCGGCGUGAGGGCAAUGAGAAAGAGAUGCAGAGGAUCCUCCUGAACUCAGAGCGGCUCAAGUCUCGCAUCGCUGAGAUCCAUGAGAGCCGCACAAAGCUGGAGCAGGAGCUGCGGGCACAGGCCUUGGACAACAGGGAGAUUGACAAGCGCAUGAACAGCCUGAAGCCAGACCUCAUGCAGCUGCGCAAGAUCCGAGACCAGUACCUGGUGUGGCUCACCCAGAAAGGCGCCCGGCAGAAGAAAAUCAAUGAGUGGUUGGGGAUCAAAAAUGAGACUGAGGACCAGUAUGCACUGAUGGAAGAUGAGGACGACCUACCCCACCAUGAGGAACGCACCUGGUACGUGGGCAAGAUCAACCGCACACAGGCUGAGGAAAUGCUGAGUGGCAAGCGGGAUGGCACCUUCCUCAUCCGUGAGAGCAGCCAGCGGGGCUGCUAUGCCUGCUCUGUGGUGGUGGACGGCGACACUAAGCACUGUGUCAUCUACCGCACGGCCACCGGCUUGGGCUUUGCGGAGCCCUACAACCUGUAUGGGUCCCUGAAGGAGCUGGUGCUGCACUACCAACACACCUCCCUGGUGCAGCACAACGACGCGCUCACUGUCACGCUGGCCCACCCCGUUCGUGCCCCUGGCCCUGGGCCCCCGCCUGCCGCCCACUGACCAGAACAGAGCAGAGCUGCCUGGGCCCCGGCCACUACGCCCAUGGGCUCCAUCUUUCUGUCUGUCUCUAUCUCUUUCAGGUUCUGUCUAUCUCUCUUCUUUGUGAAUCUCUUUCUGUCUCAGUCUCUUUUUCUCUCUAUUUCUUUGCAACUCUUUCUUUCCAUUCUCUCCCCUCUCUGUUUGCUUGUCUCUGUCUCUUGCUUUCUCUGAAUCUCUGUUACUCUGUCUCUUUCUAUCCCCGUCUGUCUGUCCUGUCUCUCUUGGCCUCUGUCCCUCUAAGUCUCUGUUUUGGGGGGCCUGCCUCCUCCACCUUAUGCCUCCUUCCGCCACAGGCAUUGCCCACCCCACAGCUCUGGCUGCCCCCGCAGGUCUCCGGGGUCCCCAAAGCCCCGCCUGCCUGCACCUGCCAUGUUUACGGAGGCCCCUGGGCUGCUCAGCCCCAGCCUGGGCCCCCUGAUUUUUAAGCCAUAGACCUGGGGUUGGGGCAGGAAGGAACUUCACUGGACUGCUUCCAGGAGCUUUGGCCUUGACAUUAGGGGCCGGGCAGGACCCGCCCCACAGACCCCAACUUCCCCUUGAAAUCUUGAAGUGAAACUUGUUACUGGAUAUCCCCACGAUGGGGCUGCUACGAAGAAACUACCCCAGAAAAGAAGAUUAUUAAAAAUAACCUCAAAAACUGGCCCCAACCAGCUCCCGCCGGCCUCCUGGGAAUCGAGGCUGCCGGUACUGCUGGGGUAGGUGUGAUGCACCGCUGCCCACAGCACCUCCGCUCAAUACAGUUUCAAGGCUUCUCCUCGAUCAUGUUGGGUUUUGUUUCCUUCACUGUAAAGCUCAUUUUCUCUCCUCCUUUGGGAUGAGAGCCCCGGUUUUCUAUGCUGCCACGGACACGACACCCUCCUGCCUGCCCGGCUAGGCUGGAAGGCAGGUUUUGUAUGGUACGUUGAUACUGAUGUGAAUAUAAAACAUUGAACUCGG